Messenger RNA from Solea senegalensis (Senegalese sole), 2707 nucleotides. It is a transcript of the gene kirrel3b, whose product is annotated as kirre like nephrin family adhesion molecule 3b. Gene Ontology annotation, molecular function: cell adhesion molecule binding. Gene Ontology annotation, biological process: cell-cell adhesion; synapse assembly. The transcript is spliced from 17 exons. The record is from RefSeq and is a predicted model, not a curated record. Bases 347 to 2677 code for a protein of 776 amino acids. Gene Ontology annotation, cellular component: cell-cell junction. NCBI's taxonomy places the organism in Eukaryota, Metazoa, Chordata, Actinopteri, Pleuronectiformes, Soleidae.
GAGGAUGAGAGAGAGAGAGCGAAGGAGGGGGGCAAGUGAGGGCUAAAGAGACUGAGAAUGGAUGGGCGACGAGAAACCGUGCGAGCGAGAGAGACAGAGUGAGCUUGUGCAUGCACAGUGUCAGCAGCGGAGACGCACAAAGUCUAUGAGCUCACAUCAACAAGAGUGCGUGUGUGUGUGUGUGUGUGUGUGGCAGAGCUGACCGCCGGCAGAAGAGUGACACAAAAAGUCAAGAGACGCACAGAAGAAAAAGAAGAGAAGGAAGAAGAAGCGGCAUCAGAGGAAGAGAAGGACCGGAGACAGACUACGAGCUUACCACUGGUUUUGCCCUCUGCGCUCCCUAGUCAUGAUCCCUUGGGUUCUUCUGCUCCUGUGGAUCUCCAGACAUGGGGCGGAGGCCAUGUUUGCCCAGCAGCCACAGGACCUGGUGGUGGUGGCAGGCCACCCCGUGACGUUACCAUGCACUAUCCCCGGUUACCAUGGCGUUGUUCUGUGGAUCAAAGACGGCCUAGCACUUGGAGUUGGCAGAGAUCUCUCUGGCUAUCCUCGUUACACGGUGAUUGGUGACCACGGUUCAGGGGAGCAUCAUCUGCAAAUCCAGCGCGUCGAGCUGAUGGAUGACGCCGUGUUUGAGUGCCAGGCUGUCCAGGCUGCCAUGAGGUCCCGUCCCGCUCGUCUCACUGUGCUAGUUCCCCCAGAGGACCCAGUCAUCAGUGGAGGGCCGGUGGUGAGUCUGAGGGCUGGUGAUCCACUUAAUCUGACAUGCCAUGCUAACAAUGCCAAGCCAGCAGCCUCAAUUAUUUGGAUCCGCAAUGGAGAAGUCCUUAAUGGGGCCAUGUACUCCAAGACUUUGUUGCGGGAUGGUAGAAGAGAAAGCACCGUGAGCACGCUCCACCUAUCACCUUCCAACAUCGAGACAGGGCAGCACAUCAUCUGUAAGGCCUCCAACAAGGCAGUUCCCAACGGCAAGGAGACCAGCGUCACAAUUGACAUCCAGCAUCUCCCACUUGUCAAUCUCUCAGUGGACCCGCAGCCUGUUCUGGAGGGCAACCUUGUGAAAUUCCACUGCUCCGCAAAGGCCAACCCUCCUGUCACACUCUACAGGUGGGCCAAAGGAGGGAGUAUAAUCAAGGAGGUCUCUGGAGACACGUAUGAGGUGACUGUGGACCACUCCUUCUUUACGGAACCGGUUUCAUGCGAGGUUACCAACCCUCUUGGCAGCACCAACAUCAGCCGCAAUGUGGAUGUAUACUUUGGCCCCCGCAUGGCUGCAGAGCCUCAGUCUUUGCAAGUGGACCUGGGAUCUGAUGCUGUCUUCAACUGCGCUUGGACAGGCAAUCCGUCUCUUACCAUAGUGUGGAUGAAGAGGGGAUCUGGUGUGGUUCUGAGCAAUGAGAACCUCCUGACACUGAAAUCUGUGAGACAGGAGGAUGCUGGGAAAUAUGUUUGCCGUGCUGUGGUUCCCCGUGUAGGAGCAGGGGAGAAGGAGGUUUCUCUCACUGUCAAUGGACCACCGACCAUCUCCAGCACACAGACUCAGCAAGCUUUGCAUGGAGAGAAAGGGCAGAUCAAGUGUUUCAUUCGCAGUACACCACCACCAGAUCGGAUUGCGUGGUCGUGGAAGGAAACCGUGCUGGAGUCGGGAACAUCUGGCCGCUACACUGUAGAAACGGUCACCACAGAAGAAGGAGUAAUCUCAACGCUGACCAUGAGUAACAUCGUGCCGGCUGACUUCCAGACCAUCUACAACUGCACCGCGUGGAACAGCUUCGGCUCCGACACCGAGAUCAUACGCCUUAAGGAACAAGGUGGGAGCCAAGAGUCUCUCCCGGUGGCAGUGAUCAUCGGGAUUGCUGUGGGAGCCUUUGUGGCCCUUAUUGUUCUCAUGGGCACCGUUGGGGCGUUCUGUUGCACUCGCUCGCAGAGAAAAGAAGCGCACCUGGUUAUGCCCUCACUGCCCGUCUCCAUCUGUGCUCACCAGAGAGAACUUGCAAGCAAAAUUAAGACAGAAAAUCUGAAAGGAGUCGUGUCGGCGAAAAAUGACAUCCGCGUCGAGAUUGUGCACAAAGAUCACAAUGCAGCACGGGAGAAUGAAGAACACACCUCCAUGAAGCAACUGAUGGUGAGUGUCGAACGUGAGGAGUUCCAGCAGGAAUCUGUUCUGAAGCAGCUGGAGGUAUUACAAGAGGAAGAGAAGGAGUAUCAACACAUUAAGGAUCCUACAAAUGGCUACUACAGUGUUAAUACUUUCAAGGAGCACCACACGCCAACCAUGGUGGGCAACCAGUCCACCGAGGUGAGGAAUCCCACCAACACAGGUACUCUGGGCAAGCAGAGAGUACCGACAGGCAUGUCCUUCACCAACAUCUAUUCCACUCUGGGAGCAGGUCCCAACCGCCUGUAUGACUACAGCCAGCGCUUCGUGCUGGGCAUGGGCAGCAGCUCCAUCGAGCUCUGCGAGCGGGAGUUCCAGCGCGGCUCGCUCAGCGAUUCCAGCUCCUUCAUCGACACGCAGUGCGACAGCAGCGUCAGCAGCUAUAGCAAGCCCGAUGGCUACGUGCAGUUCGACAAAGACAGCAAGGCGUCAGCCUCCUCUUCCUCCCAUUAUUCCCAGUCCUCAUCGCAAAACUCUGACCUCACGCGGCCACUGCAGAAGCGCAUGCAGACCCACGUCUGACCAAGCGGGAGGAAGGGUGUUCGAGCGCGG